UUCACUAAAAUUCCUGAUGUAGAUUCAAGUAAUCAGUCUUAUUUGAAAAUGAUAAAGCCAAUAACAAAGAUGGAAGAAUUUUUGACAUCUAAUAAUAUUUUUUCUGUCAAAGAUAUAGGAUCUUUACCAUUUAUUAAAGAAAUUAUUAGAUCUGAAAAUAUAAGUUAUAAAGAUUAUACCCAUUUAUUA
Messenger RNA from Rhizophagus irregularis DAOM 181602=DAOM 197198, 189 nucleotides. NCBI's taxonomy places the organism in Eukaryota, Fungi, Glomeromycota, Glomeromycetes, Glomerales, Glomeraceae. The record is from RefSeq and is a predicted model, not a curated record.